CAUAAGUUACGUCACAGGGAAUUUCCAGUAAGGAAGUCAAGCUGUCUAUUCAAACGAUCGCGUAGAUCUCGACAUGAUUUACUGUGACCAUUCGCGACAGGCGAUUCUAAUCGACUGAUCGAUCUAUCGAUCUGCCUUUUAACCCCAGUGGAUCUUCUGUAUAUCCAUGUCUGGCAGACGCAACAAUCAUCCCGAAUAAGGAACCUGCCUUGAACUGACUUUCUAUCAGCUUACAUUAGUUGACUUCAGCGCAACAUGGAGAAAUAAGUUGAAACGAAUAGGAAAACUUGAUUCUGAAUCCCAGAUCUCGGCUGUUUGAUGUUGAUUCUGACCCUCGGAUAUCAAUCAGGAAAGGAAUCAUGGCUGGAGAGGAUCCAUACCAUGGUGUGUACAUGGAACCUAUUGACCCGUUCAGAGACGACACAAUAUGGAUGACCAUGGACCCGACAGCAUUUCCGGGCAUCCACAACAAUAAUGUAAUGAGGACUGUCGACGGACCUUAUCUGCGAAUUGUCGAACAACCAAAACAGAGGGGCUUCAGGUUCCGCUAUGGAUGUGAGGGCCCCUCCCACGGAGGACUCCCAGGGGCCUCCAGUGAGAAGAACAGGAAGUCUUACCCACAAGUGAAGGUCUGUAACUACCAGGGUGCAGCUCGAGUGGUAGUUCAGCUGGUGACCAACACCGCGGAGCCCCAUCUUCAUGCUCACAGCUUGGUGGGCAAACAGUGUGAUAAAGGAAUCUGCAUUGUCGAAUUGCUGCCCAAAGAUUCAAGCAUCAGUUUUCCUAACUUGGGCAUUUUGCACGUGACAAAGAAGAACGUAAGCAAAGUUUUGGAAGAGAGGAUGAUCGAGGCCUACAGGAUGGGAUAUAACUACGGCAUAUUCAUCAAUCCUGAGAUUGAUGUCCUACAAGGAGAGGUUCGCAUGCCCAGAGAACUCACAGAUGCUGAGAGGAACCUGAUUAGCAGUGCAUCUAUUCAUCAGUCAAAGGAGAUGGAUCUGAGCGUGGUACGGCUCAUGUUCACAGCCUUCCUGCCCGACAGUGAUGGAGGGUUCUCCCGCAGGCUGGAACCAGUCAUUUCAGACCCCAUCUUUGACAGCAAGGCCCCAAAUGCCUCCAAUCUGAAGAUAGUGCGGAUGGAUCGGACCGCCGGCUGUGUGACGGGAGGAGAGGAGGUCUAUCUGCUGUGUGAUAAAGUCCAGAAAGGUCAGAAAUUUGCCAUUGUCUUCAAGACGCCUAAAUAUCGGGACCAGAACCUCCAGAAGCCCAUCUCUGUGUUUGUGCAGCUAAAAAGAAAGUCAGACAAUGAAACGAGUGAACCCAAGCCUUUCACCUACCAUCCACAGAUUAUAGACAAAGAAGAAGUCCAACGAAAGAGACAGAAGACACUGCCAAACUUCCAGGACUACAGUGGAGCAGGAGGCGGAGCUGGGGGCAUGUUUAGAGGAGGAGGGGGUGGGUCUACAGCAGGGGGCGGUCCCAGUGGAGGAGGAGUGGGAGGACAUUUCUUCCAGGGAUAUCAAACCUAUAACAAUUUUGGGUCUGGAUACAACUUCUCCUCAGGCGUGGGAGGAGGCGGGACCACCAUCAAGCAUGCGUAUCAAGAACCAGUGGAAGACAGUGAUGAGGACAGUGACAGUGAUACCGAUGAUGAUCCGGCAGCAGGUGGGGUGGUGCGAAUCUGUGCCCAGCCUGAACCUGUCGGUUUGGGAGUGGAAAGUGAGGACACAGAGCCUACAGAAAAUCUGGAGUUAAACACCACAGGCUGUGUGUUAGAGCCGCAUUUGGCUGAGCUAGCUGGAAGACAGGCUCAAGCUCUCUUUCAUUACGCAGUAAGCGGUGAUGCUAGAAUGCUUCUGGCUCCACAGCGCCCCCUCAUGACCACUCAAGAUGAGAACGGAGACACGGGUUUACAUUUGGGAGUGAUCCAUAGUCAGACAGAUGCCGUGCGAAAUCUAGCACAAGUCAUCUCGGGUCUCCCCGGAGAGGACAUAAUCAACAUGAGGAAUGAUCUGUACCAGACUCCUUUGCACCUAGCAGUGUUGACACAGCAAAAAGAGGCGGUCGAGGCCUUGUUGGAGGCCGAUGUGGACAUCACGCUCACAGAUCGCCAUGGAAACACGGCACUUCACCUGGCGGCUCAGCAGAAAGAGGACAACAUGCUGCGAUUGCUGCUAAAGUACAAACCAGUGGUGCAAUUAACCAGCAUCCCGAACACAGCAGGUCUCUGUCCGCUUCACCUGGCUGUACAAGCAAACGGUUUGAGUUGUGUGCGAGCCUUGCUUGAUGGCGGGGCAGAUGUGGAUGUUCAGGAGAUCACGUGUGGCCACACAGCACUUCACCUGGCCACAGAGCUGGGAAACCUUUCCCUUGCCGGCUGCCUCCUGCUGGAGGGUAAUGCAUAUGUAGACAGCGUCACCUAUAAUGGUUCAACUCCUCUGCACGUUGCUGCAGGACGUGACUCAACCAAACUGUGCGCGCUCCUGAUGGCUGCAGGAGCAGAUCCUCAUAAAGAAAACUUUGAACCACUGUUCUUCAAAGAAGAUGAGUUGUGUGGUACAUGUGAGGAGGAGGAGGAGGAGGAAGAUGAAGGCUAUAUUCCUGGGACAACCCCUCUGAACAUGGCAACCUCCCCAGAGGUGUAUGAUAUUCUUAAUGGAGAAGAGUAUCAGCUCACCACCACUGUUGUUCCACCACAAGGUGACAUGAAGAGCUUGAGCUCUGACACAAAGCAGGAGCUGUGCCAGGCCCUGGAAGGACAGACGGGAGGCUGGGAGAGUCUGGCUCAUGCUCUGGGGCUUGGCAUCCUGACCAGUGCCUUCAGACUCAGCACCUGCCCUGCUAGAAAGCUGCUGGACAGCUAUGAGGUGUCUGGAGGAACGGUGCGUGAGCUGGUUGAGGGACUGAAGCAUGUUGGGAACAGCAGUGCUGUCAGUUUACUCCAGGCUAUGUGCAAGGAGCCUGAAGCUGUCCACACCACGCCUCAGCUCACAGGUCCAGGGCUCUGUAAGUCCAUUCAGGGUUUGACACUGGGCCCCCAUCAGGAAGAGAGUGGGAUAUGCGACAGCGGGGUGGAAACCUCUUUCUAGAGCCCUAACCUCAGUCUUGCAGACUCCAAACACAAUCGCACAAACUGAGGCCUGACCCUAAAAACAGCUUCUCCCUCCUCACUACAGCACCACUCAACCUCAGGAUACACCUCCAAACUCUUUAAUUGGUCACCGCCCACUGUGGAUGCUCCACCCAAAAUGCAAAUGAGGGAACGUUGAGGAGUCCUUAAGCUUUCUGGCCACAGGGAUUUUCUUCUAUUUUUUUAUUUUUAGCUUUUAAUAUAAAUAAUACCAAAAAGCACUUAUUUGAACAUUUUAUUUUGUCCUUUUAUAAGAGCUAUAUUUACUUGGUCAUUUUUAAUUUUCAAGUGGCUAGUUUCAGUUGUGCUAAAGCUGAGGCAGCAGAUAAAGUCCAGAGCCCAUUUGGAACAAAUAUAGUUAUAUUAAAGG
Sinocyclocheilus grahami is the source of this 3500-nucleotide messenger RNA. RefSeq names its product nuclear factor NF-kappa-B p105 subunit-like. NCBI's taxonomy places the organism in Eukaryota, Metazoa, Chordata, Actinopteri, Cypriniformes, Cyprinidae. The transcript has 23 exons. Gene Ontology annotation, molecular function: RNA polymerase II cis-regulatory region sequence-specific DNA binding; protein binding; DNA-binding transcription factor activity, RNA polymerase II-specific. Gene Ontology annotation, cellular component: NF-kappaB p50/p65 complex; cytoplasm. Bases 360 to 3089 code for a protein of 909 amino acids. Gene Ontology annotation, biological process: regulation of DNA-templated transcription; signal transduction. The record is from RefSeq and is a predicted model, not a curated record.